UUUUUCUUGUGAGUUGUUCGCAGUGUUGCGGGAAGGAGUGGAGGCGGUGGCGUCCUGAGCCAAAGGCUGGAUUUUUCUUAAAAUAUAUCUCAAUCUUGACAGUCGCGGCUGGAAUUUGAGGAGUGUUGCAGAGGGCCAGCAGUAGCCGAGGGGAUGAGCCUGCACGGUUCUCAGACGAUGCUAAAUCGCCGCUCGGUGUCCGAACGCCACCACGGUUUCCGUUCGUUCGGUGAUUAUUCCACCCGCAGCGACGGAGGGGGCGAUGUCUUUCUGCCUCCGAACCACCUGCAGGGCGGAGGUGACCUCCACCUGUCCAGGCAACAUCCGUACGGUCUGGGCUCGGGGGUUGGUGCUGGUGAUCUGCUGGGGACCACCAGCACCACCACCUACGGCCGAGUAAUAUCUUCCUCCCGGAACCCCCGCAUCUCAGAGGCCAGAAACCACGACAUUUUCGAGACUACUCAGUACUCCAGUAAAAUUGACUCACUUAAAAGACAGCAUAACAGGAUCCAAAUGAUGACAGAUGGCUGUGCGGACAAUCUUCAUCGGGCAGAGAUACUGCUGCAAGAGGAUUUAGAUGCUUUUGAAGCUGGGCUGCAAGGAACACACAGAGGAGAAAUUGAUGAGUUGUUGAGAGUGGCUGGUGAGCAACUCAGUGUAAUUGAAAACUACGCUAAUGAUUUAAAACGUAAUGGGAUACCUUACGAAUCAAUCCAAAAAAGUGUGAAUUACCAUCGUGGUCAAAUGCGUGCUAUUUCAAAAGCAAUCACUGAGCGAAUCAUUCACCGUACCAGGACAUUAACACCCCAGAGACCCAGAAAAUCCUGGGAUGAAGGGCUCUCAAGAUCAACUAAAGAGCUGUUCAGUUGGCUACAUCAGCAGAGGAGUUUGAUGGAUGUGCAAGAUUGGGGAGUAGAUGCAGCCUCAGUAGAACGUCAGAUAAAUGAGCAAAGGAAUUACCAUAGGAACCUAGAAGACUUUCGCUGGAAAAUCGAUAAAGCUAGAAUGGAACAGCAAGGCAACUUGUCUGAAAGCAGCAUGGAACACAUACAAGCUUUGCAGAGUGAAUAUGACAGUAUGGUGAAAGCUUCCGCGGAGAGACUCGAACAACUGAGAAAGCUCCAGAAUAUCAUUUCAGCAACUUCAAAUGAAAUAAUGUGGAUCAAUGACCGUGAAGAGGAAGAGCUUGUUCAUGACUGGAGUGAUAAGAACACAAAAAUUGCUGAAAAGCAAGAAGCUUUCUCUAUGAUGAUGAGCCAGUUGGAAGAAAAAGAAAAGCAGUUAAACAGACUCAAACAAGAUGGUGACCAGCUAAUAGCAAAUAAUCAUCCCGCAGCUGACAAGAUUGAGGCCUACAUUGAUACUCUACAGACACAGUGGAGUUGGAUUCUCCAGCUUACAAAGUGCAUUGAAGUUCAUCUCAAAGAAAACUCCAAUUAUUUCCAGUUUUUUGAAGAUGCUCAAGCAACUGAAAAUUCAUUGAAGAAAAUGCAGGAUUCCCUAAGAAAGAAAUUUGGUUGUGAUAGGUCGACGUCACUGCCACAGUUGGAAAAGAUGAUUGCAGAAUCCGAGAAGGAUAAAGAGAAAAUCCAGGGGUAUAAAAGACAGGUAUCAAACUUGGUAAACAAGUCCAAGAAAAUAGUGCACUUGAAGCCACGCAAUCCCUCGAUUAGUGCUGACCAACGAUCUUCAAACCAAAUCAUUCUCAAGGCUCUUUGUGACUACAAACAGGAUCAGAGGGUCGUUCAUCGGGGAGAUGAAUGCAUUUUAUUGGACAACAGCCAGCGCAGCAAGUGGAGGGUGAUAGGACCUGGGGGGAUGGAAAUGAUGGUUCCGUCAGUUUGCCUUCUCAUCCCACCUCCAAAUUCUGGUGCAAUUGACCUUGCAAACAAAAUUGAUCAGUAUUACGAGGCUAUCCUUGCUCUGUGGAAUCAAUUGUACAUUAACCUGAAGAGCUUGGUGUCUUGGCAAUACUGCAUGAUGGACGUUGAAAAGAUACGCAGCUGGACCAUAUCAGUGUUACGGACAAUGUCUCAUGAGGAUUAUGAGUUUGUCAUUAAAAAUCUGGAAAAGAACUUUCAAACUUUCCAGAUGUACAGCAAGGAUUCAGAAUAUUUUACUGAUGCAGAUAAAAGAAAACUAGAAUCUGAUUUUGGCUCAAGCAGGACACACUAUGUAAACUUAGUGACCGUUUUGGAGGAAGAAAGAAAGCAUGAUCAUGGGCCAAUAAUAAUACCAUGUGGUGCACCAACACAACAGUUUACACCACCAAAGGUUGACAUGAAUUUCCAACAGGAGCUCCAAAAGAUACGUCGCCGUCUGGAACAGAAUGAGUAUAAAAUGAUGCAAAAAGUACAUCUCCUCAUUGAUUCUGAUGCACACAUGGACUUUGCACAAAGGAUGUCUGAGUUGGUGAUUGCUCAAGAUGAGUUGAAUACAAUAGAUGAUGACUUUGUCAGCCUACAGAAAAGAUGGUACAACUCACCCAAUGUGUCAAGUGAGUCAAGAGGAUACUUUGAAACAGAAUUUGGUCUGAUCGGCCAGAGACUGAAGAAUGGCAGUGAUUUUUCGUCUGCCUAUUUAGAGAGAAUGAAAGCCUUGAAGUUACUCUUCCAAAAUAUUCUUGAGGCAGAGGAUGUGAUAAAAGUUUAUGAAGCAAGAUUAACUGAAGAGGAAACAGUCCCGAUGAGUUUGGAUAAAAUAGAGUCAUACAGAAACACUCUGAGGAAAAUGAAGAGUGAACUGGAUCAGAAGAAGAACUUAAUUAUGACAAUGCAGCAAAAUAUGCAGGAAUCCCUUCGGAUCAAUGAUGACAUCAUGCCAUCUUUCUACAAGUGUGAUAUAGACCUCACUAAAUACAAUGAAAAAGUCAUGCAACUAUCUGACCGAUGGCAGAGAAUUAACAAAGAAAUUGACAGCAGAUACUUGGACCUAGACAAGGAAUAUAGGCAACUAAAAGACUAUAGAGAUUUGUUUCAGAAUCUGAGCAAAUGGAUUGAUGUAACAAAACAGAAACAGGAUGGGUUGCAGGUCAAUAGAUUUGGGGACGCAAAUGCAAUUGUGGAUCAGCUAAAUGAGCAGAAGAAGUUAUACGCUGAAAUAAAGGGCAAAAGAGGCAAUGUUGAAGAAUACCAAAAACAUGCAGAUCUAUGUGCAACAUCGGUAAAGGAUUAUGAGCUGCAACUGGCAUCAUACAGUGCUGGUCUGGAAACACUGCUCAAUAUUCCAGUCAAGAGGCAGCUGGCACAGUCAAUUUCCAAUAAAAUUCUUCACGAGUCUGCAGAUCUACAGUCUCGUUACAUAGAACUUCUUACGCGAUCUGGUGACUAUUAUAAGUAUCUAAGUGAGAUGCUGAAGAACAUGGAAGAAGUAAAGAUAAAAAACACAAAAAUAGAACUUUUGGAAGAGGCACUUAAACAUGCCCAAGAUGAGAAUGCUGAUAGUGUUCAGCAGAAGAGGUUUCUUGAUCAGCAUUUGAACCAAGUUCAAACUGAGUAUGCAGACUUCAGGAAAAGAAUUAUGGUCCUAGAGGAGCAGAAGAGAAAUGCUGAAUUGGAUCGUGAUACCAUGAAGCAGAGGGAGGACGCAUACCUUCUCCAAAUAAAAGAAAUCAAUGAGAAGAUUACAAAAUUGACAUUUGAAAUUGAUGAGGAAAGAAGGAAGAGAAAAGCAGCUGAAAAUUUCUAUGAUCAGCAAAAGAAUGAACAUGACAGUGCUUUCCGAAUUAAACAAAAGGAACUGGAUGAAAUAGUGUUGAUAAAACUGCAGAUUGAGAAAUCAAUUAAAGACAAAGAGAGAGAGUUAGAAAGGCUUAAGAAUGCAUUUCAGGAAGAGUCUUUGAAAAGGAGGCAGUUUGAAGGUGAACUAGAUGAGCUUAGAGUCAAGUAUGAGCAGGAAAACAGAACGUUGAAGUCACACAUUGAAAGAGAGGUUCAUGAAAGAGAAAAAACAGUUGAAAGGUUAACUAUAAAAAAGGAAGAUGAUAUUGCAACUUUGAAAAUUCAAUUGGAGAAAGCUUUGAACGAGAAACGGAAUCUCAUGGAAGAAAUGGAACGAUUAAGAAACUCUAUCAAAGAAACGGAAUUCAGUAGAAAAAAGGCAGAAAAUGAUUCUUUGCAACAGAAGUCAGCUUGUAUUGAGGAAUCUAGGAGGAGACAGGAACUUGAAAUAGAAAUUCAAACACUCACAAAACUUAAAACUGAUGAAACACUGAGGCUCAAAUCACUUCAGGAGGAUACCUCCAAGGCUAUCCAAGACAAAGGAAAGGAAAUUGAAAAGCUAAGAAUUUUACUAGAGGAAGAAGUCAAUAAACGAAAACGAUUAGAAAAUGAAAAUGAUAAAUUAAAACAACAGCAAAUUGAUUUUCAGAAGAAGGACACAGAAAAACUUACCAAACUUAAAACUACAGAACAAGAGAUUAGAGUCGUAAAAGUCGAACAUGAGAAAAUUUCCAGAGAAAGAUCUAAGUUGGAACAAGAAGUUGAGCGGCUGCAGAACAAUAUCAGAGAAGCAAACAAUACUAAAUAUAAAACUGAUGAGGAACUAAUGCAACUAAGGAGGAAUAUAUUUGAAGAAUCUUCAAAGCGAAAGAGGGCUGAAGAAGAGCUUGAGCAUCUUGAAAAAAAAUGCAAGGAUCAUACACUGUCAAUUACUCGGCUCACACAACAAAUUGAGCAUAUCUCAGCCAUGAAGAAAAAAGUUGAAAAUGAUCUGUCUGAACAGCAGAAAGCUUUUGACCAACAGCUGAAAGAGAAGAAUAUUAGCACAGGAGAAUUAAAUAGACUGUAUGCUGAUGUAGAAACAUUGCGUCGCCAGUUGAGUCAAGAACAAGAAAAUACAAGACAGGCUAGUCAGAGAUAUGAACAUUUCCAAAAAGCUAUUGAAGAAAAAACCAAGGCUUUGAAUGAGAGUCUAAGUGAAAUAGAUAGACUGCGUUCAGUCGUAGAAAAUCUCACAAAAGAACGACUGAAGCUGGAAGAGGAAUUAAGAAAUUUGAAGUCAAAUUUUGAUGAUUUUAAGAGAAUCCAAGAUGAUGCAGGAAGUGAUAAGUCAAGAACCAUCUCUGAACUGCAGCUGCAACUUGAACUAACAAACAAAAGAACCACUGAUCUUCAAGGCUUAAUUAAUGAGUUAAAGAAUGAAAGGGAAAAAUUGAGACUGGAAGUUGAAACAUUCCAAAAGCAGGCUCUAGAGGCGACUAAUAUGAUUCAGCAGACACAUUCUGCUCAAAAAGAAAUUUUGCAAGAAAAGGAGUCUCUCCUACUGAAAAUCAAGCUGUUAGAGCAGGAUAAAUCAAGACUUCAACGGUACGAAGAUGACUUAGGUCGAAUAAAGGCACAAUUAGAAGCCGAAUCCCGCUUGAAGCAACGACUUCAGGAUGAAAUUGAUGCAGUUAAAUCUGAUCUAAGUUACUGGAAGAAUCAAGCAGAAAUAUGGCAGCUAGAAAAGGGAAAAACCAGUAGUGAAUUUGAGCAGUUGAAAGCUGAAAUUGACAGAUUGAAGACAGAGCUGAGAAUGACCGAAGAAAGGUAUAGACAGAAACUUGAGGACAGUGAAAGAGCAAAGAGAUCUGAACUGGAAGCAUUGCGUGCUAAAACUAAAUUAGAAAUUGAAAAACUCAGUCAAGAAGUAGAAACAUUCAAUAAACACACUCAGACAGAUAAUAUAGUUACAGUUGAUUCUUCAAAACUUGUAUUUGAUGGAGUCCGUAAAAAGGUCACAGCAAAUCAGUUGUAUGAUUGUCAACUUAUUGAUAAAUCAACUAUAGAUCAGCUAUUAAGAGGACAGAAAACAACUGUUGAUGUUUCAGAUGAAAUUAAAUUGAAUCUUCGUGGGUUGGAGAACAUAGCUGGAGUCUACUCACAGAAAAAUGGCGAAAAACUUUCUAUGUCAGAAGCAACAAAAAGGAAUAUUCUUACUCCUGAUGUGGCCUUGACACUUUUAGAAGCACAGGCAGCUACUGGAUAUAUCAUUGAUCCAAACAAAAACAAGAAGAUGACAGUGGAUGAAGCUGUAGCUGUGGGCCUUGUCGACUAUAAAGACCGAGACAAACUUCUGGCAGCAGAGAAGGCUGCAACUGGGUUUAAAGACCCUUUUACAGGAAAGGUUAUCUCCCUGUAUGAAGCAAUGAAGAAAGAUAUCGUUGACCGAGAGACAGGCCUUCGUUUGUUUGCGGCGCAAAUUGCAGCAGGUGGAAUAAUUGAUUCGGUGAACAGCGUAUAUCUGCCAAAAGAGCUUGCAUAUAAACGGGGUUUGAUUGAUGCAGAAAUGUAUCAAACACUUGCCUCUCCUUUUGAUGACUCAAAAAUUUUUGUUGAUCCAAAUACAAAGACAAAAGUUUCGUACCAACAAUUAAAGUUGGCCUGCAGAACAGAUCCUGGAACAGACUUGCUUCUUUUACCAGUGGAAAAGCAUGAAAUAACAUUACCAGGGAUUAGAGCGGAUGUGCCAGUAGACAGUCUUGUGGAUGCCAAGGUUAUAGAUAAAACUACAGCUGCUGCUCUUAAGCAUGGAAGCAUAACAGUAGAUGAAAUCAGCAGCAAGUGUAGAAGUUACCUGCAAGGCAACCCGAGCAUUUCAGGAGUGUACAUUGAAGCCACAAAGGAGAAGCUUCCAAUCUAUCAUGCCAUGAAGAAAGGCUUGCUUAGACAGGGCACAGCUCUUGAGCUUCUGGAAGCUCAGGCUGCCACAGGCUUUAUAAUUGAUCCAGUCAAUAAUGAAAAGCUGACAGUUGAGGAUGCUGCUGCAAAAGGAAUUAUAGGUCGAGAAUUCAAAAGUAAACUUCUUUCAGCUGAAAGGGCUGUUACCGGUUAUAGAGAUCCAGAAACUGGGAACAUCAUCUCAUUGUUUCAAGCAAUGAGAAAAGACCUGAUCGAACACAGUCAUGGUAUUCGCUUGCUGGAAGCUCAAAUUGCAACCGGAGGAAUUAUUGAUCCAAAACAAAGCCAUCGUUUGCCAGUUGAUGUUGCUUACAAACGUAAUUAUUUUGAUGAAGAAUUGAAUGAAAUCUUGAUGGAUCCAGGUGAUGAUACCAAAGGCUUCUUUGAUCCUAACACCGAAGAAAAUCUGACCUAUCUUCAGUUAAUCGACCGGUGCAUUACUGACAAAUCCACAGGCCUUUGUUUGUUGCCACUGAGAGAAAAGAAAAAGGAAUCCAAAACCACCAGGUCAUCUGCAGUGAGGAAACGUAGAGUUGUUAUUGUAGAUCCUGAUACAAAUCAAGAAAUGACAGUACGUGAGGCCUACCACAAAGACUUGAUUGAUUACGAGACUUUUCUAGAACUUUCUGAACAGGAAGCAGAGUGGGAAGAAAUAACAAUAACAGGAUCAGAUGGAAUCAGAAGGACAGUUAUUGUUGACAGAAAAACUGGUAAUCAGUAUGACAUUGAAGAGUCUUUAAAGAAAGGUUUAAUUGAUAAGAAGAGUGUUGAUGACUACCGCUCUGGAAGUAUGACACUUACGCAAUUUGCGGAUAUGUUCACCAAUAAGAUUAAUAUCAGCGCAUACAAUGGAUGUGCGACAAAUAGUUUGACAAACCUAAGCCCAUGUCAAUCCCCAAGUAUUAAAAUAACAUCUUUUGAAUCUUCAGAUGAUGCCACUCCAAUUGCAGCUAUAUUUGAUAUUGAAACAUUGGAAAAGAUAACAAUUUCUGAAGCCAUGCGUCGCAAUAUUGUUGAUGCUAUUACAGGGCAGAGAUUGUUAGAAGCCCAGGCCUGUACAGGAGGUAUAAUAAAUCCUGGAACUGGUCAAAAACUGCUCAUUCAGGAAGCUGUUGCUCAGGCUAUUAUUGAUGAAGACAUGGGAAAGAGAUUAAAGCCAGCACAAAAAGCAUAUAUUGGUUUUGAAGAUGUGAAGAGCAAAAAAAGGCUCUCUGCGGUAGAAGCAAUGCAAGAAAAUUGGUUACCAUAUGAAGCUGGGCAACGCUUCCUUGAAUAUCAGAUGUGUACAGGUGGGCUCGUGGUGCCAAAUGUUUCAGGACGAAUCACUGUUGAUGAAGCAGUAAGAAAAGGCUUCAUUGGUGCCAAAACAGCUGAGAAACUGAAAGACACCAGUAGCCAUUCAAAAGGCCUAACCUGUCCCAAAACAAAAUUGAAGAUUUCAUAUAAAGAGGCAAUUGAUCGAUCUAUGGUUGAAGAUAAAACUGGCCUACGGAUGUUGGAAGCUGCAUCAUUUUCUACAAAAGGCAUUAACAGUCCUUAUAAUGCAGGUGGAUUCUCUGGACCAAAUUCCCGUUCAGGUUCUCGUUCAGGUUCGCGAAGUGGGUCGAGAAGGGGAAGUUUUGAUGCCACUUCAUACAGUGUGUCUGUCAGUACACACACAACCCAUUUGAGCACUUCCAUGCACUAAUUGUUUGCUACAAAUUUCUAAACAACAUGGAUUUUCAAAAUUUGUUGAAAAUCCAAAGUUUUACUUUUAUUUUCAGAUUUUUUUAUUCCACACUCGUGUCCUGUUAAGAUCAGCACCUGUUACAUACAGAGAAGAUUUAAUUUGUAUUAUGUUUAUUAAUCAAUAUCCCAAGAUUUCAAAUAAUAAACAAUUAACUUAGGUUAGCUUGUCAGCGGAGGUGAGGUGUCAGGAGAUUGCCCACUUGUUUGCAUUACCAAAAACAUGGCGCUAUUAGAGCUCAAGAUGCUAUAAGACACUGAUGGCCCAACCCACAUUCAAAAUUAAAGACUACAGCUGACAAUGACACAGAAGUUCAAUUCCUGUCACACGCAUCCCCAGAUGCCAUAAUAACUCUCAUACCCUUGAUAUUUAUAUGGGAAUAAUGAGUUUAUAGGUUAUAGGACAUUAAUUAAUACUUAGUAAUUGUAUAGUAAAGUAUCUGGCUCCUUGGAUGGAUAAUACCUGAAGACUGUAAUAUAAAGGCAAAAUAUUGAUGCUGGAAAACUAAAUUGAAAGCAUAGUAUUGAAAAUACUGAGAGACUGGGAAGGGAAGGUAAGGUUCAGGUUUCGAGGCAAGUGUGACACUUUGUCAGAAUAGAUUGUGAGCUGUAUUCUGAAGAGGAGCCCCAUUCACUUUAGGGGCCUGAGCUCUCCUCUCACUCUGUGUGCUGCCUGACCUGAGUGGUUCUAUCACUUUCUAGUAAUAGGGGCUACAAUUUCAAACUUAGGGUUUUCCCAUUUAAAAUAGAGAUGAGAAAGACUUUCCUUCUGAGAGUAUUUGGAAUUCUCUUCCACAUAUAGCAGUGAAGGCUAGGUCAUUGUCUAACUCAGCCUUGAGCAUAUUCAGAGUUUUUAAUCAAUCGGAGGGUCCAGUGUUAAAGUGAUAGGGAGAAAAAUGGAGUUAACACCAAAUUCGCAUUGGCCCACUUUCCUUAUAGCUCAUGGGCUUCAGUAUGAAACCUAUUGAAGAGAUUCUUUUACAUUGUUAAUGCUGUGUAUUAUAUAGCUGAUUCAAAAUGCCUUAGGUUUGUGCCAAUGAAGAGAAACAGUUUGAAAAUGUUAAUUCUUCAUGGGAAUUUAUUGUGUAGCACUGAGUUUACUCUGCAUUCAAAGGUUUCUGUACAUGAAGAACAUAAGUUGUUUAAGGGGCUUCACUGGAAUGAAUGUAAUCUCAUAACUGCCUUGUAAUAGGACGUUUUGAGUAGUGGGGCAGAGGAAAUCAUUUUUAAAAUCAUAAUUUUUAAUUAAUAUUCAUUACAUGGAUUUUCUGACCACGAGCUAACUAAAAUAAAUACUCAUCAGUUUGUAUGCAUGCUAAAAUUUAAGAUUGUAUUCUUACUUUUCUUUUAUUAAUAAAGUUUCAUAAUUUCAUCA
Molecule: messenger RNA, 9759 nt
Organism: Stegostoma tigrinum
Lineage: Eukaryota; Metazoa; Chordata; Chondrichthyes; Orectolobiformes; Stegostomatidae
Product: desmoplakin-like
Exons: 24
Coding region: 154-8346 (2730 amino acids)
Biological process (GO): wound healing; skin development; cell-cell adhesion
Cellular component (GO): cytoplasm; intermediate filament; cytoskeleton
Molecular function (GO): protein binding; structural molecule activity
Source: RefSeq, a predicted model, not a curated record